Molecule: messenger RNA, 1524 nt
Organism: Alternaria metachromatica
Lineage: Eukaryota; Fungi; Ascomycota; Dothideomycetes; Pleosporales; Pleosporaceae
Exons: 2
Coding region: 1-1524 (507 amino acids)
Molecular function (GO): protein binding
Source: RefSeq, a predicted model, not a curated record
AUGAAUAUUUCGAGAUGUGACGCGCAAGAGGAGGAACGAGAGGAGGAGAGAGAUGAAGAUCGGGGUCGUGCUGAGUCAAAUGAGGUGGGCGAGGCGGAGAGGGUGAUGGCUAGCCGCGAUAAGGCACAACAGCAGUCCAGCGAAGACGAGCCGGAAGACAAGAACAACAGUUGCCCUUCGGAUAGGCAAUCCUCUCGAAGAUCAUCGCAUUCAUCUUCCGAAUCGGAAUCGGAAUCAGAAGAUGGCAGCGACUCUGGUAGCUCUGAUCACUCAUUGGAUGCCAAACCGUACACGAGCUGCAUACAAGAAGCCCAGCUUUCAUCAGAUGGUAGCUGCGUCUUCACAUCAGAUUACAGUCGUCAAUUCUCUGUAUAUCCCGUCUCGAACGACAUUCUGACACAAAACAACCCUCAACCUCUCACGCCCUACGCGUCUCUUCGCUCUGCCGAUCCAAUCUGGGCUUUUGCUGUCAACCCUCUUUUCAAUUUACAGGAUGCUAGCAGCACGACUGUGCUGAUCAGUCGACGAGAUGCCUACAUCAACCUGCACAACGCAUUGUGGCCUACCUCGCAGAAACACAGCGAAGAUACUCAGACCCCAGGAAGAGUAGAUAUAUCCACCCCUCUAGCAUCCUACAAACUCAUCAACAGCCUAACUGAAGCCGUCAUCGCACCUCUCAGCCUGGCCUACUCCAGCACCGCCACGCAUUUCUUCGCGGGUUCCAAAGACGAAAUCGCCAUCUUCGACCUCCUCGAGACCGAUAAACCAAUCCACACAAUCCGCACCAUCCCCGCCAAGCGCAACAAGCUCAAAGGCGGAGGCCGCGGCUUCAAAGGCCAGAUUUCUGCUCUGUCCCUCUCACCUCCCUCCCACAGUUCGCACGACGGCAUCCUAGCAGCCGGCUCCCGCACCCGCUACAUCGGCAUCUACGACCCCAUCGGCGGCACCGAAGUGACGCAUUUCUCCCUCCCAGGCACGAUAAACGGCAUCAAGUUUCGCAACGAGAAUCUUCAAAGCGUUAUGGGCGAUGGUGUCACGUCACUCAAAUGGAGCCCCUGCGGCAAAUAUCUCUACGUCGCUGAGCGCAGUUCAGACGUGCUCCUCAUCUACGACGUCCGUAACUUUUCGCUCGCGCUGGGGUACUGUGCAGGGAGACAAGCGCUCACUCGUCAGAAAUUGGGCUUUGAUGUUUGGAAUGCGGGACAGGGCCCGUAUGACGUUGAGGGGGUAUCGCAUGAGGUUUGGGCAGGUGGGACAGAUGGGAAGAUGAGAGUUUGGAGGGAUCCGUACAGGAGGGAAGGAGCUGUACAGGCUGAUGAGGUGGUUGAGGUGGGUGAUGCGAAGAUGCCGGUUGUGGGGAGUCUUGUACAUGCUUCGGGGAGUUUGGCGUUUGCGGCUUGUGGGAGGGUUGGGUUGGGUGAGGAGAUGGAUGGUGAGGCGGAGGAGAAAGGUAUGAAGAGGGGUGGGGAUGUGAGGCCUGUGGUGAGGGAAUGGGGAAAUUUGGAUAUACUGGGGUUGGGCUAA